Messenger RNA from Cololabis saira (Pacific saury), 7581 nucleotides. It is a transcript of the gene eml5, whose product is annotated as EMAP like 5. NCBI's taxonomy places the organism in Eukaryota, Metazoa, Chordata, Actinopteri, Beloniformes, Belonidae. The transcript is spliced from 45 exons. Gene Ontology annotation, molecular function: microtubule binding. The record is from RefSeq and is a predicted model, not a curated record. Bases 328 to 6276 code for a protein of 1982 amino acids.
UCGAAGAGGACUAGAAGCUGCGGACGGACGGAGAAAAACUGCAUAUAAACUGCCACAAUGAAAACAACUCUAUAGGAACCUGUUUUUUCAAACGGAGGAGGGGAGCUUUCACUCUGCCAAGCAGCUAAAGUCUACUAAUUUACGCGACCCCAUCAAGAAUGCUUCAUUAAAUUCAACGCUCUCUCUGCCUGGACCGCUUUAAAUCCAACAGCACUGAUGGGACACGGGGGGUUAAAAUAAAUCUCUCUUUUUUUUUUUGGUGAAUGACACAAAUAUAUCAGAAAGCCUACGCGACAGCAACGGAGAGACACACAGGGAAGUGCGGCCAUGGCUGACAGGACUGCUCCCAGCUGCCACCUGAGACUGGAGUGGGUGUACGGAUACCGGGGGCACCAGUGCCGCAACAACCUCUACUACACCGCCGCCAAGGAAAUAGUCUACUUUGUCGCCGGGGUGGGAGUUGUCUACAACACCCGGGAGCACAAGCAGAAAUUUUACCUGGGACAUAACGAUGACAUAAUCAGUUUAGCGCUACAUCCGGAGCGCGUGUUGGUGGCCACGGGACAGGUGGGCAAAGAGCCUUACAUCUGCGUCUGGGACUCCUACACCGUGCAGACUGUGUCUAUCCUCAAGGACAUGCACACGCACGGCAUCGCCUGCCUGGCCUUCGAUCUUGAAGGACAGUGUUUGGUGUCCGUUGGCUUAGACUCAAAAAACACGAUCUGCGUGUGGGACUGGAGGAGAGGGAAGGUUCUCGCAGCUGCUCCCGGUCAUACGGACAGGAUAUUUGACAUAUCAUGGGAUUUGUAUCAGCCAAGCAAGCUCGUAAGCUGUGGUGUCAAACAUAUCAAGUUCUGGAGCUUAUGCGGUAAUGCUCUAACACCUAAACGUGGUAUUUUUGGCAAAACGGGGGAUCUCCAAACCAUCCUCUGCCUUGCCUGCGCCAAGGACGAAAUCACAUAUUCAGGUGCCUUGAAUGGCGACAUCUAUGUUUGGAAAGGGAUCAACCUGCUGAGGACAAUUCAAGGAGCUCAUGGGUCAGGGAUUUUCAGCAUGAAUGCCUGUGAAGAAGGCUUCGCUACCGGGGGGCGGGACGGCUGUGUCCGGCUGUGGGAUCUCAACUUCAAACCCAUUACCGUCAUUGAUCUCAGGGAAACAGACCAAGGAUAUAAAGUAGCUAGAGGUGAAAAUAGCCGAGGCCUGUCUGUGCGCAGCGUGUGCUGGAGAGGAGAUCACAUCCUAGUGGGCACACAGGACAGUGAAAUUUUUGAAGUGGUGGUCCACGAUCGCAACAAGCCCUUCCUUAUCAUGCAAGGUCACUGCGAGGGUGAGCUGUGGGCACUCGCUGUGCACCCCACCAAGCCCCUGGCCAUGACGGGAAGUGAUGACCGCUCAGUCAGGAUAUGGAGCCUUAUAGAUCAUGCACUUAUUGCUCGCUGCAACAUGGAGGAGCCAAUCCGCUGUGCAGCUGUGAGCACUGAUGGCAUCCACUUGGCUCUGGGAAUGAAGGAUGGUUCAUUCACCGUUCUAAGAGUGAGAGAUAUGACGGAGGUGGUUCACGUCAAGGACAGGAAGGAGGCCAUCCACGAGCUUAAAUACUCCCCCGAUGGGGGCCACUUGGCUGUUGGGUCUAAUGAUAACUCAGUGGACAUCUACGGUGUGGUGCAGAGGUACAAGAAAGUGGGCGAGUGCAUCGGCUCCAACAGCUUCAUCACACACAUGGACUGGUCCACGGACAGCAAAUAUCUUCAGACCAACGACGGCAGCGGGCGGAGACUAUUCUACAGGAUGCCAAGUGGGAAGGAGGUGACCAACAGAGAAGAGCUGAAGCUGGUGCAGUGGGCUUCAUGGACAUGUGUGUUGGGACCUGAGGUCAAUGGAAUAUGGCCCAAGUACUCUGACAUCAAUGACAUCAACUCUGUUGACGGCAACUUCAACAAUCAAGUCUUAGUAACAGCUGACGACUAUGGAUUAGUUAAACUCUUCCGUUAUCCGUGCAUAAAAAAGGGCGCAAAAUUUAAGAAGUAUUUGGGUCACUCGGCCCACAUAACUAACGUCAGGUGGUCGCAUGACUACCAGUGGGUCAUAACUAUUGGCGGAGCAGAUCAUUCAGUGUUCCAGUGGAAGUUUGUUCCUGAAAGAAAAUCUAAAGAAGCUCUGCACAUAGCACCACAAGAGACGUUAGCUGACUCAAACAGUGAAGAAUCAGACUCAGAUCAGUCAGACGUGCCUGAGAUGGACUCAGAAAUUGAACAGGAGACACAGCUCACGUACCGACGACAGGUUUAUAAGGAAGAUCUACCUCAGCUCAAAGAGCAGUGCAAAGGGAAACAUCGAGCAACGGCCAUGAAGAAAAAAGAACAUGCACCAGGGAGUGGGAUUAAGCUGCACUUCAUCCAUGGCUAUAGGGGCUAUGAUUGCAGAAGUAACCUGUUCUACACCCAGACAGGGGAGAUUGUCUACCACGUAGCUGCGGUGGGAGUGGUCUACAACAGACAGCAGAAUACUCAGCGUUUCUACAUGGGCCAUGAUGACGACAUCCUCUGUCUGGCUAUCCACCCCCUGAAGGACUUUGUAGCAACAGGGCAGGUUGGCAGAGAUUCCUCAGUCCAUAUAUGGGAUACAGAAACGUUAAAAGCCAUGUCCGUGUUGAAAGGUUUUCACCAGCUUGGAGUAUGCACUCUCGACUUCUCUGCGGACGGCAAGCGGCUGGCUUCGGUAGGCCUGGACGACAAUCACACCAUUGUGCUGUGGGACUGGAGGAAGGGGGAGAAGCUCUCUGCCAUGCGGGGAAGCAAGGACAAGAUAUUUAUUGUGAAAAUAAAUCCCUACCUUCCCGACAAGCUCAUCACCGCUGGUGUGAAACAUAUGAAGUUUUGGCACAAAGCCGGUGGUGGUCUAAUUGGGCGCAAAGGGAACAUGGGGAAGACUGAGACGAUGAUGUGUGCUGGGUACGGCUGGUCGGAGGAGAUGGUGUUUUCAGGCACAUGCACGGGGGACAUUUGCAUCUGGAGGGACAUGUUCCUGAUGAAGACUGUCAAAGCUCAUGACGGCCCUGUUUUCAGUAUGCAUGCUCUAGAAAAGGGAUUUGUAACUGGUGGAAAGGAUGGUAUAGUAGCUCUGUGGGAUGAUACUUUUGAAAGAUGCCUCAAGACUUAUGCCAUCAAGAGAGCAGUCCUAGCUCCAGGCUCCAAAGGGCUGCUACUGGAGGAUAAUCCCUCCAUACGUGCCAUAUCUCUGGGCCAUGGCCACAUUCUGGUGGGGACCAAGAACGGUGAGAUCCUGGAGGUGGACAAGAGUGGCCCCAUCACUCUAUUGGUCCAGGGUCACAUGGAGGGUGAAGUGUGGGGCCUGGCCACUCAUCCCCAUCUCCCCCUCUGUGCCACUGUCAGCGAUGACAAAACGUUGCGUAUAUGGGACCUCUCCCCCAGCCACUGCAUGCUGGCUGUACGCAAACUCAGGAAAGGCGGCCGGUGCUGCUGCUUCUCCCCUGAUGGCAAGGCCCUGGCUGUGGGCCUGAAUGAUGGCAGUUUCAUCAUCGUGAACGCAGACACCCUGGAGGACCUGGUGUCCUUCCACCACCGCAAGGAUAUCAUCUCAGAUAUCAGAUUCUCUCCAGGAACUGGGAAGUACCUCGCAGUGGCCUCAGGAGACAGCUUUGUGGAUAUUUACAAUGUCAUGAGCAGCAAACGGGUGGGAGUGUGCAAAGGAUGUCUAAAUUACAUCACCCACCUGGACUGGGACAAGAGAGGAAAACUACUCCAGGUCAACACAGCGGCUAAAGAACAGUUUUUUUUCGAAGCGCCUCGUGGCAAGAGGCAGACCAUCCCAGCUACGGAGGUGGAGAAGGUUGACUGGAGCACAUGGACGUGUGUCCUGGGCACGUCCGUCGAGGGCGUCUGGCCCGUGAUCAGUGAAGUCACCGAGGUGACCGCUGCCUGCCUUAGCCAUGACAAGAAGGUGCUGGCCACAGGAGACGACCUCGGAUACGUCAAACUCUUCAGAUACCCCGUCAAGGGUAAAUAUGCAAAGUUCAAGCGCUAUGUGGCACACAGCACACAUGUUACCAAUGUGCGAUGGACCCAUGACGACAGCCUUUUGGUCACAGUGGGUGGGGGUGACACGUGCCUCAUGAUCUGGGCCCAUGAGCCAGAGGGCCUACGGGAAUUCAAACAGUGUGACAGCGAGGAGUCGGAUUUUGAGAGCGAGGAUGAUGGAGGUUACGACAGCGACGUGACGAGGGAGAACGAGAUCAACUACACCAUCAAGGCCUUAUCCACCAACAUUCGGCCAAUGACGGGAGUGAAGCCCCACCUGCAGCUGAAGGAGCCGUCUGUGGACGAAAGACAAGGUGUGGUCAGAGGGUCGAGGCCUCCCGUCAGCAGAGCACUGCCACAGCCAGAGAAGCUGCAGACCAACAACGUUGGCAAAAAGAAGAGACCAAUUGAGGAUCUGGUGCUGGAGCUGGUGUUUGGUUACCGCGGCAGUGACUGCCGCAAUAACGUGCAUUACCUGAACGAGGGGGCUGACAUCAUCUACCACACAGCCUCAGUCGGCAUCGUCCUUAACUUGACAACCUCCUGCCAAAGUUUCUAUGUCGAACACAGUGAUGAUAUUUUGUGCCUGACAAUCAAUCAACACCCUAAAUUCCCCAACGUGGUGGCAACUGGCCAAGUAGGUGAUAAUGGUGACAUGUCAGCCACGUCUCCUUCUAUACACGUGUGGGACGCCAUGACCAAGCAGACACUGUCGGUGCUGCGUUGUUUCCACUCAGGUGGAGUUUGCUCUGUCAGUUUCAGUGCCACAGGAAAACUCCUGCUGUCUGUCGGCCUGGACCCCGAACACACUGUCACCAUCUGGAAGUGGCAGGAAGGUGCCAAAGUUGCCAGUCGAAUAGGCCACACCCAGAGGAUCUUUGUGGCCGAGUUUCGGCCCGACUCAGACACACACUUUGUAUCCGUGGGCAUCAAGCAUGUGCGUUUUUGGACGUUGGCGGGCAGAGCUUUGCUCAGCAAGAAAGGAGUGCUGAGUUCCAUCGAAGAUGCUCGAAUGCAGACAAUGCUGUCUGUAGCAUUUGGAGCUAAUAACUUGACAUUUACAGGUACCAUAAGUGGGGAUGUGUGUGUGUGGAAGGAACACAUGCUAGUAAGAAUUGUGGCCAAAGCUCACACGGGCCCCGUGUUUACUAUGUACACCACACUGAGAGACGGCCUCAUCGUCACUGGUGGCAAAGAAAGGCCGUCAAAGGAUGGUGGCGCUCUUAAACUCUGGGACCAGGAGCUGAAACGCUGCAGAGCCUUUCGAUUAGAAACCGGGCAGAUCAUAGACUGUGUUCGCUCUGUAUGCAGAGGGAAGGGUAAAAUCCUGGUGGGGACCAGGAAUGCAGAGAUCAUUGAAGUGGGAGAGAAGAACGCGGCGUGCAACAUCUUGGUGAAUGGACACAUGGAUGGACCUAUAUGGGGUUUGGGCACUCAUCCUUCCAGGGAUGUAUUUCUAUCUGCUGCAGAGGAUGGAACUGUUCGUCUGUGGGACAUCCCAGAAAAGAAGAUGCUUAAUAAGGUGAACCUGGGCCACCCAGCGCAAACCAUCAGCUACAGUCCUGAGGGAGACAUGGUCGCCAUCGGCAUGAAGAAUGGAGAGUUCAUUAUCUUGCUUGUUGCCUCACUUAAAAUCUGGGGCAAGAAAAGGGACCGGCGUUCUCCUAUUCAAGAUAUAAGGUUUAGUCCAAAUUCCCGUUUCUUGGCCGUCGGCUCCACCGAGAGCGCCGUCGACUUCUACGACCUGACGCUCGGUCCGCAGCUGAACCGCAUCAACUGCUGCAGGGACAUCCCCAGCUUCGUCAUGCAGAUGGACUUCUCUGCUGACAGUAGUUACAUCCAGUUAUCCACAGGUUCUUAUAAACGACUGGUGUAUGAAGUGCCGUCCGGGAAGCAGAUCACAGAACAGACUCACAUUGAUAGGAUUACCUGGGCGACCUGGACAAGUGUCCUUGGGGACGAGGUCGUAGGGAUAUGGUCCCGUAACACUGACAAAGCAGACGUCAUCUGUGCCUGUGUGUCCCACUCUGGCCUGAACAUCGUCACGGGCGAUGAUUUCGGCAUGGUGAAGCUGUUUGACUUUCCCUGUCCGGAGAAGUUUGCCAAACACAAACGCUUUCUGGGUCAUUCUGCUCAUUUGACAAACGUACGUUUCACCAACGGAGAUCGCUUUGUUGUCAGCGCUGGUGGAGAUGACAGAAGCCUCUUUGUGUGGAGGUGCGUCCACGCCCCGCACUGAGCAUCCUCCCUGAACCAACCAACCUCAAGAAGUGUGGGCGUCUCCUAACGUGGCUCUCCGGAGAAAAGAAGGGAUGCGUUGAAGCGGUGAAGAGGAAAACAGACCUGGCAGCUCGAUAAUGAGUCUGAGUAGUGGUACGACUUACUGCCUCAAAUCUAGGUGCAUGCUCACAGUCCUGAUUGUGAAAACAGACGAAGGGCAUACAGCUCUGCCGUCAUGACAUCACAUUAUCAUCGACUUAAAAAAAAAAAAAAGAAUCUAAUGUGUGCAUAUCAUUCAGUGAUGGAUCAUAUAUAUAUGGAAAAAAAAAGAGAGUAUCUGUGUACAUUUUGCCACUUGGCAGGCCUAUUAAAUUGUGUUAACUGACAAUGCCAUUUUUAAGACAUGUAGCAAUCUGAAUUAGCCUUAAUCUGAGUGUCUGUGCAGGUCUGGGUUCUUUUUGUAUCUUUUUGUUUUACUUUUUGGAUCACGUAGUCCUGUCUUAUGUUUUUUACUGGUAACUCCAAAUCCUGUGGCCUUCCUCCUGAAUGUAACAUCCACUGUUAUGUUCUGGAUGUCAGCAUGCCAAAGCAUACUAUGCACUGUACACCUGACCUGGUCACUGUGUUGCCCCCGGUGGUUCCCUCGAGUUAACGUGGUUGUGUUGUUGGCUGGUUGAUUUCCGACCUCCCUCAGUGGCGUUCCCCUCAUGACAUGUUAACGUGUGCAUACUCGUUAGAGGAUGUGUUUGUGUUUUAAUGGGCGUGCAUGGCUUUGGGAGACAAUCUGUUCCAACCAAAUCCCUCAGAAAAACAAAUAAAAACUGCUGUACAUUGAUAUUUCAAUGCACUGUUGCAAUUUCUUGGGUCACUUUUUGUGUGCUGCUACGAUAUAUACAAUUGUUAUGUUUCAAUGAAUAUGAAUAGUGUGACUUCUAACAGUAAUGGUAAUGUUUUGUGUACUAUAUUGUGUAAAAGGAAUGUUUAUCAAAAAGGUGAAUAUAAGAAGUGCAAACACUUUCCUUGUAUUUAAAACUAACAACUAUACAAAAUGUUGCUGCAUAUUUUGAUUUACAUUUCAUCAGUGUACAUAUCAUUUGUAGAUAUUCUUUUUGUAUAUUUUUUGUGAGAUGUUUCUUAAAUUCCACUUUAGUAAUAAAAAAAAGCACCCAUGAACCUUACAGGUUUGAGUGAUUACUUGAAUUUACUUGAGCGACCCUCUCUUUUUCAGUCUAAUGAAUUUGUUGCAUCUUUGAUCCUCCACAUAAAAUACUAGUUAAAGGUAGGGGAUGCAAUUCUUCGUGAUAACAGAAUCUGCUGACUUUAA